AUGAGCUCGACGGAGACCAUCAACGUAACGGCUCAACCAAUAUCGGAUGUAAUCAAGGACGUACCCCACGAUAAGGGCAUGUUUCUCCAAACCCCUGGCGCACAGGGUAUCGCCGGCAUCUUCGUAUUUGCCGCACUAUUCAUUACUUGCCAACAGAUUUACCAGCACCUCCGCUGGUACACGAAUCCCUCGGAGCAGCGCUGGAUAGUGCGCAUCCUGUUCAUCGUACCAAUAUACGGGUGCUACAGCUGGAUCUCACUGCUGUUCUUCAAUGGAAACUCCUACUAUGUAUACUUCUUCACCGUACGGGAUUGUUAUGAAGCUUUCGUGAUCUACAGUUUUCUGUCGCUAUGCUACGAGUAUCUAGGCGGGGAAGGCAACAUAAUGUCGGAGUUGCGCGGGCGGCCCGUGCGCGCGUCCUGUGUCAACGGGACCUGCUGUCUCAGUGGCGCCACCUACACCAUCGGCUUCCUCCGCUUCUGCAAGCAGGCCACACUCCAGUUCUGUCUCAUUAAGCCCGUCUGCGCCUUUAUUAUCAUUUUCCUACAGGCCCGAGGUCUGUACCACGACGGCGACUGGAGCCCCGACGGCGGCUACAUCUACAUCACCAUCGUAUACAACUUCUCCGUCAGCUUGGCGCUCUACGGCCUGUUCCUCUUCCUCGGAGCCACCAGGGAGAUGCUCAAACCCUUCGACCCGGUACUCAAGUUCUUCACCGUCAAAUCAGUUAUUUUCCUCUCGUUCUGGCAAGGUGUAGCCCUAGCCAUCCUCGAGAAGGCUGAAGUGAUAUCUCCGAUCCACGACGCGAAUGGUAUCCCAACGACGGCGGGUACAGUGUCUGCCGGGUACCAGAACUUCCUGAUCUGCCUGGAGAUGUUGGCGGCCGCUAUAGCACUGCGCUACGCCUUCCCCGCCGCCGUGUAUGCGCAUGCGCACCGAGACCCUCACCGCUCCGUCACUAUGCAGUCCAUCUCUAGUAGCCUCAAGGAGACGAUGAAUCCCAAGGACAUAAUGACGGACGCGUUCCACAACUUCCACCCUCAGUACCAGCAGUACACGCAGUACAGCUCGGUAAUGCGGGCUGGUGCAGGCGCAGGGAAGCGGGAGGAGGGCGGGGCUCUAGCGCCGCGCCCCCCGCCACAACGCGUCGCCACCAUCAGCCACGCCACCAAUUACCACGAGAAGACUACGCUACUCAGCUCCGAUGAUGAGUUCCAGUGA
Spodoptera littoralis (African cotton leafworm) is the source of this 1221-nucleotide messenger RNA. Lineage: Eukaryota; Metazoa; Arthropoda; Insecta; Lepidoptera; Noctuidae. The record is from the annotation of a GenBank genome assembly.